Molecule: messenger RNA, 1147 nt
Organism: Cicer arietinum (chickpea)
Lineage: Eukaryota; Viridiplantae; Streptophyta; Magnoliopsida; Fabales; Fabaceae
Product: glutathione S-transferase F9-like
Biological process (GO): glutathione metabolic process
Cellular component (GO): cytoplasm
Molecular function (GO): glutathione transferase activity; glutathione binding
Source: RefSeq, a predicted model, not a curated record
UACUAAAUUAGCUACACAACAAAAAGUACAAAAUAAUUUUGUAUAAAAGAAGAUAUGAGUAGAGUAUGGAGGAUUCAAGAAUUAAUGUAUCAUAAUGUUGUCCCACAUGGGGUCCAAGAUUCCACCCAUCAAUCUCAGCUCUGAAUUAUAAAUUUUUCUCCUCUUUCUCUCUUGUUGAGGCAUUUUUAUUUUCUAGAUAAACCAAACCAUGGUAGUGAAGGUGUAUGGUCCUCACUGUGCCUCAACCAAACGUGUGUUGGUUUGUCUGAUUGAGAAGGAAAUUGAAUUUGAGGUUGUCCCUGUUGAUGUCUUUAAGGGAGAACAUAAGGAUCCUGACUACCUCAAAUUACAGCCCUUUGGAGCUGUUCCAGUUAUUAAAGAUGGAGAUUAUACUCUAUAUGAAUCUCGAGCAAUAAUGAGAUAUUAUGCUGAAAAAUAUAGAUCCCAAGGUGUUGAGUUGCUAGGAAAAACAAUAGAAGAAAGGGGUCUAGUGGAACAAUGGUUAGAAGUUGAAGCACAAAACUAUAACCCACCAGCAUAUAACUUGGCCCUUCAUGGUUUAUUUCCUUCACUAAUUGGCAACAAUCCAGAUCCUAAGGUAAUUGAAGAGAGUGAAGCAAAGCUUGUGAAGGUGUUGAACAUUUAUGAAGAGAGGCUAUCUAAGAAUAAAUAUUUGGCUGGUGAUUUCUUUAGCCUUGUUGAUAUAAGUCACCUUCCUUUUACUGAUUAUAUUGUUAAUCAUAUGGGAAAAGAUUAUUUGAUAAAGGAUAGGAAACAUGUUUGUGCUUGGUGGGAUGAUAUUAGUAGUAGACCAUCAUGGACCAAGGUUCUUGAAUUAUAUAGACCUCCAAUCUAGUUAGUGAAACAUAAAAAUGCUAGCAUAUACUCUCCUUUAUUGGUUGAAUUUUAUACAUGAUCCACUAAAUUAUGUGGAAUAUACAUUAAUUUAGUGAGUUUUAUAUAAAUUUCAACUAAUAGGAAGAAAUAUGUAUUGAAGUGUGUUAUUAAAAGUAACAUGGUUUUAUCUAGUUUGAGGAGAAGUGAAGAAUAAAUGUUGUUUAAUGAGAUAUAGUAUCGUUUUAUACAAGAAACGAUUAUAAGCUAUUUUAAUAAAAAUUAUAAAAUUUAGUGUAUUAUACUAACUAAA